Molecule: messenger RNA, 2274 nt
Organism: Apaloderma vittatum (bar-tailed trogon)
Lineage: Eukaryota; Metazoa; Chordata; Aves; Trogoniformes; Trogonidae
Gene: DNTTIP2
Product: deoxynucleotidyltransferase, terminal, interacting protein 2
Exons: 6
Biological process (GO): RNA processing
Cellular component (GO): nucleolus
Molecular function (GO): RNA binding
Source: RefSeq, a predicted model, not a curated record
GUUGCAUCUGCUGAAAUUAGUACUCCUGUGUCUGUGAGGAUGACUAGAAGAACAAAAUCGAUUUGUAAACCAGAGGUGAUUCAGGAGUCUCCGUCUGAAGAGCUGGAACAGGAAGAAACAAAGUCAGAUGUCAGUGGUAGCUUAGAGGUGCAAGUUACUAGGAAUGAGAACACAGCACAGUCGGUUGCUGAACCACAGGGUGAUGGGGAUGUGUCAGAAACAGAGUCAAACUGCUCUUCGGUGUCUGGUCUUCAAACACCUUUGUUUGUAAGAGUAACAAGAAGACGACAAAUUGUAGUUCCUUAUCAGCUGAAUUCUGACAAAAAAAGACAUGACAAGACACCUUUUCUAAAUAAGUUGAGUGGGAUUCUGGAUGAAGAUGAUGUCUCUGAAGCUGAGUCUUGUUCCUCUGCUGUUUCUGGUGUCCAGAUGCCUAGUGUUACCAGAACUACAAGAGGCAGGCAGAGUAAAAGGAAAUUGCAGCCACAUAUGGUUCAUGAAGCCCAGACUGAAGAUGUUUCUGAUGCAGAGUUGUGCUGCUUGAGUUCCCAUAUGGAACCAUCCAUCACUACCAAACGAAUUACUAGGAGCAUGCAAAUGAAAUCACAAGUAGAAAAUACUAAGCAGACCGAGAAGGGAAACAGAAUUGUUUCAGAAGAUGAGAAUUUAAUGGAGGACACUGUUAAAUCCGAGCCAGUAAUAAUUUCUGAUUCUAGACCUGCUGCAGAACUUGUCUCUGACACAGAAGAUGCUUCCUCUGUCACUGAGGAUAAUAAAGAACCCAAUUCACCUAAAAGCAAACGAUCUUCCAAAUCUGCCAGUAAAAGCUGGAGUGAAGAUGUGGGAGAAGAAGAUGUAAUGCCCAGCAGUCUUACAAAAAUGAAACACAGUAACACUGAAUCACAAGGGAAAAAAGCAGUUAAAAAUAUACAGUCUUUUGGGGUAGGUCAUUCAGAGGAAGUAGGUGGCCAGAUACUUGUGAGGGGGGGUGAAUUAGAGCGUAUGGAUCUUUCUUUGAGUGAUUGCAUGAGUUCUAAACAGUCUUUAGAAUCUCAAGGGAAAAUAGCACCAAAUGAAAGUAAAAAAAAUCCAGAAUGCAAAAGAGCAGAUGCACAGCAAUCUUUCACCCAUGCUGAUAAAGGUAGUGCAGUGAAUGGCCCACAAAAAGCCAUAGAUGUUGCACAAAGGACAGGUAGCAUUGGUAGAUGCAGGAUGCUUAAAGUUGAUGUAGACAGUGAAGAACAAAUAGGAAAAUGUGCUGAAUCUGUGUCCCACAGCAGUGAAAGAUCCAGCCGUGGAAAUGAUUCUGUGGCAUUGUUUCUAAGCAAAGAUGAAGAUGAUGAAUCUGAAAUUAGUGAUGUGGUGGACAUAGAUACAGGUGAAGACAAUCUGUGUUGUGAAGAGGGAGAUGAGAUGAUUCCUUCUCUCAACAAAUGCUUAACGAACAGUUCUCUGCAUGCUGAAGGGCUUUUUGCAAUUGAUACCGAGCCUGGCAUGAGUUCUAACCAGAAGUAUUACAUAGAUGAGGUAGACCAAGAUAGUGAUGCUGAAAGUAAGCAUGAAGGAAGUGAAAAAGGUGAAGAAUCCUCAGAUCUGGAAGAGGCUGACGAGGAUUUGAUAGAUGAAGAUGAGAAAGACGAAGAUGAUGAUUUGUUGAAAAAUAAGAAUGACAUUUUACGUCUUUCCAGCAGCAUAGACCCAGGUUUGAAUAUCAAGAAACUUGGAGGUUUAUAUAUUAGCUUUGAUACAAAAAAACAGCAGUCUGGAUCAAGUGUAAUUCAACAAAUGAAGGAGAAAAAGAAAGAUCAGCUCUUGCAGAAGAGUAUAAUAACUCCAGAUUUUGAAAAAAAGGAAUGUGUCCCACCCUUCAGGGAAUCGCUUCACCAGCUAAAGAAACAGCGCAGGGCAGAGCGAGAGAAAACAACAGGUGAUGGUUGGUUUGGUAUGAAAGCUCCAGAAAUCACAAGUGAACUGAAAAAUGAUCUUAAAGUUUUGAAGAUGAGAGCUUCAUUGGACCCUAAGCGUUUUUAUAAGAAGAAUGAUAGAGAUGGUCUACCCAAGUACUUCCAGAUUGGAACUGUGGUUGAUUCACCUAUAGAUUUUUACCAUAGUCGAAUCCCUAAGAAACAAAGGAAGAGAACAAUUGUUGAGGAGCUGCUUGCGGAUUCUGAGUUCAGAAGAUAUAAUAAAAAGAAGUAUCAGGAGAUCAUGAGUGAAAAAGCAGCUUUUGCAGCAGGGAAGAGGAAUCGGAAGAAGAAGAAAUUUCGCAAUUAA